Messenger RNA from Manis javanica (Malayan pangolin), 1682 nucleotides. It is a transcript of the gene UFM1, whose product is annotated as ubiquitin fold modifier 1. The record is from RefSeq and is a predicted model, not a curated record. Lineage: Eukaryota; Metazoa; Chordata; Mammalia; Pholidota; Manidae. Gene Ontology annotation, biological process: protein K69-linked ufmylation. Gene Ontology annotation, cellular component: nucleus; cytoplasm.
CUGGGCGAGGCGGGCGGCGCGGCGCCGGGGAGGAAGCUGAGGCGCGGCGGGUCGGCAGCGCUGGGUCCGGGCCGGCCUCACCAUGUCCAAGGUUUCCUUCAAGAUCACGCUGACGUCGGACCCGCGGCUGCCGUACAAAGUACUCAGUGUUCCUGAAAGCACACCUUUUACAGCGGUCCUGAAGUUUGCAGCAGAAGAAUUUAAAGUCCCUGCAGCAACAAGUGCAAUUAUUACCAAUGAUGGAAUAGGAAUAAAUCCUGCACAGACUGCUGGAAAUGUUUUCCUAAAGCACGGUUCAGAACUGCGAAUUAUUCCUAGAGAUCGUGUUGGAAGUUGUUAAUAUCUGCUAUAUGGAACAUAGUAUUACCUUUCAAAAUAAAUAUUGGUAUUGUUGGAAUUUGCAGUCAGGCAUUUAAAGUGCUGUGAAAACCCCAGUGGUUGAUGAAAUAAUGAAAGGCAACUCUGCCCCUUCUGUGCUCACACUCUUCAUGUGCGCAGGCUUGGGUGUUGAGGGUGCCGUCUCCACAGGGUCAUAGCCUUUCAUCGCUGCCUCUCAGCACAGGCCUGUCGUUCAUUUGGGGUCAGUGGGUUAUCUGACUCUGUUUUGUAUCUAGAAGAUGCUUCUGAUGAUUCUUUCUGAGAACAUUUGGAAAAAUUAAAAAAUAAUUUACUCUAUCUUCCUAUUCAUCUUUUAAUUAUAAUUUUUAAAGGUUUAUGGAAUAUACAUAGCCGUUUGCUUGAUAACAUCCGACCUACGUACUCGGGAAAGUUGAAUUCUUAAUUAUUGAAUCAAUGAAUACUUAAUAUCUUAACUUUUUAUCAUUUAGCGUUUUCUUAAGUUUCAAAUUUCAUGUGUUCACCCAAACAUUAAUAUCAAAGCCAGAAAUUGAAUUUCUUGAUCUAGCCCUUAUGUCUAAAACUGAUAUCCAACACCGAAGAAUUUUAACUGUGAUCUUGCAGAAUUCAGUGCUUGUAAUGGUGGGAAUUGAAAAUAAAAGUUGCAGCAUCUUUUGUUGAAUUAUGCUUUCCUUUAUCAGUCUCUUUUAAUACAACCUUUAAAACAGGAGUACUCAAGAAACCAUUGUCUUUCUGAGAAUGCUUCUAAAUAGCAUUCAUGCAGGGUGUAAUGUAAAGGAGAUCUGAAGUUCAAAACAAAGCUGAAGGAAAUGCUAAUUGGAAAUGCUGAUUAAUUAUACUUACUGAAGACCCAACAUUUAAGGAGGUGUGAAAGUGAGUCGCUCGAGUGAGAAGCCUGGAAAUGAAAGCCCAGGUGACUAGGCUUCUACUGGGGAGGAAAGAAAAGAACAGCGAAGGGGAACCGAAAGCUGAAGCAGUCUCUCAGGAAAAGCCGACAGGGCAAGCGCUCUGUGGAGGGAGUGUUGGAAAGACCAGUAACUUGACAUCCUAAGGAGCAGAAGGCACUCAGAGAGGUGUGGGCUUUGUGGACACGAGGCUCCCAAACUCCCCUUACCAGGAAUCUGAAGGAUGGUAGGCAGAAGAGAAGAUUUCAUAACCAAGGAAACCUGAAAGAUGGAACGAAGGCCCAUAGUGAUUGGGAACUGGGGCUGUACCUGCUGUGCCCCCCAUGGGCUCUCCGGCCUGGUGUCUGGCUGCCCUUACAUCUGGCUGGCUCUUCGUAAACCUGGAAAUGUAAGCUCAAAUAAAUGCUGAAUAACUCAAAA